GAUUGGGAGUGCUGGUUACCAUUCCUUCUCUUCGCCUAUCGUGAGGUGCCGCAAGCAUCAACCGGGUUCUCCCCAUUUGAACUCCUGUAUGGGUGGGAUGUUCAGGGACCAUUAGACCUGCUGAGAAAAAGCUGGGAUGCAUCAGAGACCUCAUCCAGUGCCAAAGGUGUGGUCCAGUACGUGCUGCAGAUGAGAGGUCGGCUUGCUGAGUACCAGGAAGAAGCUGAGAAGAACCUGCUGCAGGCCCAGCAGAAGCAAAAGAGGUGGUAUGACCAGCAGACACGGCAAAGGGUCUUAAGUCCUGGACAGAAGGUGUUGCUUCUCCUGCCUUCAUCCAUCAGCAAGCUUUUGGCAAAGUGGCAAGGGCCCUAUACCAUCAGCCGACAGCUAGGACCCACCACCUAUGAAGUCUACCAUCCUGACAAAAAGAAAGCUACACAGGCUUAUCAUGUGAACUUGCUAAAGGAGUGGAAAGAACUAUCAUGUCCAGCUCCAGAAACAUCAUGCCUGUUGAGGCCGGUGGAGGAGGAAGAAGAGAUUCCUGGCAUUGAAGUGAUGGUUGAACAGUCAACCCCCAAUCUCAGCCACUUGACCUCACACCAAGCCUCACAACUUCAGCAGAUCUUCCAGAAACUGUCUCCUCUCUUUUCUCCUAAUCCAGGCCGGACCUCCUUGAUUGAGCAUGCAAUUCGACUGAAAGAGAAGCAGCCAAUUCGUCAACGCCCAUAUAGAGUUCCACAGCAGUUGGUGGGGCAGCUGCGAGAUGAAGUCGAGACCAUGCUAACGUCAGAAAGGUUAAUGCAGUUUCAGAGUUUGAUGCCUAUCCCAUGCCCAGGGUGGAUGAGCUGCUGGAAAGGAUUGGAAAAGCCAAGUUCAUUACCACUCUGGACCUGUGUAAAGGGUACUGGCAGGUUCCAUUGGAGCCUUCAAGCAGACAGUACACAGCAUUUCGUACCCCUUCUGGUCUUUUCCAAUUUACUGUUAUGCCAUUUGGCCUGCAUGGUGCUCCAGCCACCUUCCAGCGGCUAAUGGACAAAGUGCUGCGAGGAAGUGAAGACUACAGCGCUGCUUAUCUCGAUGAUGUAAUUGUUUACAGCAAUAGCUGGGAGGAGCAUGUCUCACAUCUAGCAAGAGUGUUGGAAAAGAUUGGAGGAGCAGGACUGACACUUAACAUAUCAAAGUGUGUUUGGGCACAACAGGAGACCAGAUACCUGGGUUACCAGCUGGGGAGAGGAGAGG
Molecule: messenger RNA, 1239 nt
Organism: Xiphophorus couchianus (Monterrey platyfish)
Lineage: Eukaryota; Metazoa; Chordata; Actinopteri; Cyprinodontiformes; Poeciliidae
Exons: 2
Coding region: 190-1029 (279 amino acids)
Source: RefSeq, a predicted model, not a curated record